Messenger RNA from Caenorhabditis remanei, 1542 nucleotides. RefSeq lists its product as uncharacterized. Gene Ontology annotation, biological process: negative regulation of DNA recombination; regulation of double-strand break repair via homologous recombination; negative regulation of t-circle formation. Gene Ontology annotation, molecular function: hydrolase activity, acting on acid anhydrides, in phosphorus-containing anhydrides; DNA polymerase binding; nucleic acid binding. The record is from RefSeq and is a predicted model, not a curated record. NCBI's taxonomy places the organism in Eukaryota, Metazoa, Nematoda, Chromadorea, Rhabditida, Rhabditidae. The coding region runs from base 1 to 1542 and encodes 513 amino acids. The transcript has 8 exons. Gene Ontology annotation, cellular component: nucleus.
AUGCGAGGUGUUCGGAACGUUUUGCUCGCCAGUGGAACUCUCUCACCGAUUCAGGCGUUCACUUAUAAUAUGGGGCUAAAUUUCGGAGCGAUUCUGGAGAAUGAACAUGCUCUGAAGCAAGUCCCAGUUCUUACUUCAAUCGUAACACGUGGAAAGCAUGGAGGGCUCACUGGAUCAUUCCAAAAUAGGAAGAACGUUAACUACGUGUCAGAUGUAGCCGAAGCAUUGAUUCGAAUGAUGGAAGCGACACCCCAAGGAAUCUUAGUAUUCUUCUCUUCAUAUUCUCAAAUGGACGAACUGGUUGCCACGUGGAAAACAAUGAAAUCUGCAGAAAACUCUACAGAUACAUUUUGGGCCAGAAUGGAAAAAAGUAAGAGAGUUGUUGUUGAGCCGAGAGCAAAAGAAGAGCUUGCAGCUGUUCGUCUCAAAUAUACACUGGGAGUAUCCGAACCUCACGGAGCUGCUUUACUUGCAGUUUGUCGUGGAAAAGUUUCAGAAGGAAUUGAUUUUUGUGAUGCCGAAUCAAGAGCUGUAAUUAUUGUUGGAAUUCCAUAUCCACCGAUUCAUGAUGAGAGGGUUGUGCUGAAAAAGAAGUAUCUGGAUGAUUUGAUGGGUAGAAAAGAUGUGACACACGAGAAACAAUCAUCUACCGAUUGGUAUCAAAUGGAGGCGUUUCGAGCUGUAAACCAGGCCAUUGGACGUGUUCUUCGACACAAAAAUGAUUUCGGAACGGUCGUUUUAUUAGACACAAGAUAUGCAACUGCGAAGCCAGAGAUGUUUCCAAAAUGGUUGAGAAGUACGAUCAGUCGAAUGGAUUCUGAUAAUUGUGCUCUGAAAACUGCUCGAUUUUUCAAAGAGAGAUGUCAUUUGAUUGAGAACUCCAAAGUGGAUUACAUCAAAAAACAAGCAAAGCAAUGCAAAUCGUUUAGUCAAGCGAAAAAAUCAUUUCCGUCGAAUCCAAGAGAUGAUAUAACAGAGAUCACUUUAGAGGACAUGUUCUCACCGGCAAAUAUGAUGUUGGAGAAAAAAGAGAGUAAUAAAUUGAUGUCUUCAUCUGUCAAGCCUUCCUUGUCAUCUGUGUUCAGUCUACCUACUAACGAGGAUGAAUUGAAAAUAAAGAAAUGGGAACAAGAGAACGACAGUCAGUCCACUACAUCGUCGGUUUCAGACAGCAAUAAACGGAAGUUCAAAACUGAAAUUCCUGUUUCUUCAUCUCAAAUUUCGAAUCAAAGAAGUGAACCGCCUAAAAAGAAGAAAUUGAUUCUGCUGACCCGUGAAACACUGCCUGAAAAAUAUCAAAAAGCACUUGAUAUCCCAACAUCAGAACUAACAAAAGGAAUGUCAUAUGAAAAUCAAAAACAGUUUGUUGCCACGCUGAAAGGAUACAAAGCUACAAGUAUCGAAUGGGAAGAAGUUUUUCAACGUCUUCGGCCUAUUUUUGUUCCCGAGAAGCCUGAAUUGUUCAUCAGUUGUUCGAAUAUUCUUCGGUCGGAAGACAAAAUGAAGUACUUGAGAAAAGCGUUGUCGUCGAAGAUAUACUAA